Cladophialophora immunda is the source of this 1680-nucleotide messenger RNA. RefSeq lists its product as uncharacterized. The record is from RefSeq and is a predicted model, not a curated record. Bases 1 to 1650 code for a protein of 549 amino acids. NCBI's taxonomy places the organism in Eukaryota, Fungi, Ascomycota, Eurotiomycetes, Chaetothyriales, Herpotrichiellaceae. The transcript has 7 exons.
AUGGGCUCGAUUGACCGCUACAAGUUCGCGCAGGAACCGAUCCACCAGCCUCAAAGGAAACGGCUGAUUUGUAUUGGCGCCGGGCUUGCCGGCAUCGGUGCGGCGUAUCAGUACCAGCAACAGCUCGAGAACGUCGACUUCGUGAUCUACGAGAAGAACCACGACGUUGGAGGAACCUGGCUGGAAAACAGAUAUCCCGGCUGCGCCUGCGACAUUCCAGCCCAUGGCUAUACUUAUUCUUGGGAGGGAAAUCCGAAUUGGUCGAGGUUCUAUGUGUCUGCGGAAGAGAUCUUUGACUAUUUCAAAGGAUGCGCGGUCAAGUGGAACUGUAUGCAGUACAUCAAACUGUCUCACAGGGUGAUCGAGGCACGGUGGUCCGAGCCGAACAACCAAUGGUUCCUCAAGAUCGAGAAUUCAGCCGACGGGACAAUCUUUGAAGACCAAUGUGAUGUCUUAUUGAGUGCUACGGGCAUCUUGAACAAGUGGAAGUGGCCGGACAUCCCAGGGCUCUCUAGCUUCAAAGGUAAACUGUUACAUUCGGCCCGCUGGGACCAGGAAUACAACUUUGAAGGGAAAACGGUUGCGGUCGUUGGAGCCGGUUCCUCGGCUAUACAGAUCGUCCCCAGUUUGCAGCCAGUGGUGAAGAAACUGGUCAACUUCAUCCGUUCCCCGACGUGGAUCACUCCAGAAUUCAGCCAAAGUCUUGCCAAAGACGGCCGCGACACCAGGUUCACUCCGGAGGAGAUUGAACGGUUCAACAAGGACAAAAGUCACUUCCUCCAGUAUCGGAAACUGGUCCAAAACACGGGAAGCUCGAGUUUCUCGUUAUACUAUAAAGGCUCGGACCUUCAAGAACAGUCAAUGACCAAAUUCGCCAAUCUAAUGAGGGAAAGACUAGAUUACAAUGAAGAACUGUGCGAAAAAUUGAUCCCUAAGUUCGCUGUGGGAUGUCGGAGGUUCACUCCUGGAAACGGGUACCUCGAAUCACUGAUCAAACCGAACGUUCAGGUCGUCCUUACAGGGAUCGAAGAAAUCACGACAAACGGCAUUCGCGCUGCAGACCGUACAGAACAUGCUGUCGAUGCCAUCGUCUGUGCGACCGGAUUUGACUGUUCACACCGACCAGCAUUCCCCGUGGUCGGCCGCAACGGACUCGAUCUGGCCGAGUACUGGAAGGAGCAGCCCCGACACUACAUGUCGGUUGCGGCUCCUGGCUUCCCGAACUACUUCAUCCUCGGUGGACCGAAUAGCCCCAUCGCCAACGGCUCGCUCAUCUCCGGACUCGAAACGGAGAUCAGUUAUGCCUUUGCGUGCCUCCGCAAAAUGCAGACGGAAAACAUUGCCUCGAUGGACGUCAAGGAAGAGGCCGUUGAUGACUUUUUGGAGCACCGAGAUUCGUUGAUGGACGCCAUGGUGUGGAGCGGCGGAUGCAGGAGCUGGUACAAGAACGGCACGGUCAACGGGCCUGUAAUUGGUCCCUGGAUAGGGUCGACGUGGCACUUCAACGAAGCCCUCCAGACGCCGCGCUUCGAGGACUACAACAUGGUUUACUCGGCACGGAACCGCUUUGCCUACCUGGGCAACGGAAGAACCAUCGGCGAACUCACCGGAGCCGAUAUGACAGCAUAUAUGAGGGAACCGGGGGCGUGAGCACCAGUGCGGGUGUUCUCUGUGUCUGAG